This is a messenger RNA of Trichoderma gamsii, 2655 nucleotides long. RefSeq lists its product as hypothetical. Lineage: Eukaryota; Fungi; Ascomycota; Sordariomycetes; Hypocreales; Hypocreaceae. The record is from RefSeq and is a predicted model, not a curated record. Bases 1 to 2655 code for a protein of 884 amino acids. Gene Ontology annotation, cellular component: cytosol; cell wall; membrane. The transcript has 3 exons. Gene Ontology annotation, molecular function: tripeptidyl-peptidase activity; serine-type endopeptidase activity. Gene Ontology annotation, biological process: proteolysis.
AUGGUUCGCUCAGCUUUGUUUGUGUCGCUGCUGGCGACCAUAACGGGAGCCAUCGCUCGCGGCUCUGGUCACGCAUCGAAAAUCGUCCCGGGCGCCUACAUCUUCGAAUUCGAGAAUGAUCAUGAUACUGCCGAAUUCUAUAAGCAGCUCAAUGGCGAAGGCUCGACCCGCAUGAAGUUUGACUACAAGCUGUUCAAAGGCGUCUCGGUCCAACUCAAAGAUCUUUCCAACCAUGAAGACAAAGCCCAGAAGAUGGCCCAGCUGCCUGCCGUCAAGAACAUGUGGCCGGUGACCCUGAUCCAGGCCCCCAAUCCGAAAGUCGAGUGGGUUGCCGGUACCAACUCUCUUUCCAGUAUUCAGUCUAGAGAUGUGUACCCACCCCCGACAGAUGCUGGCAACUUUCCUCCCCACAAGAUGGUCCAGAUCGACAAGCUACAGGCCAAGGGUUACACCGGCAAGGGCAUCAAGGUCGCGGUGAUUGACACAGGUAUUGAUUAUACCCACCCUGCUCUGGGUGGCUGCUAUGGCGCAGGUUGCUUGGUGUCUUUUGGUACCGACUUGGUCGGCGAUGACUACAGCGGCUUCAAUACUCCUGUGCCUGACAAUGAUCCCAAGGACUGCGCCGGCCACGGCACUCACGUUGCCGGUAUCAUUGCCGCACAGAAGAAUCAAUACGGGUUCAUUGGUGGUGCUCCUGAUGUAACUCUCGGCGCUUAUCGGGUUUUUGGCUGUGAAGGCCAGGCCGGCAACGAUGUCCUGAUCGCCGCAUACAACAAGGCCUUUGAAGACGGCGCUCAAAUCAUCACAGCUUCCAUUGGAGGUCCGUCUGGCUGGGCCGAAGAGCCAUGGGCGGUUGCUGUCACCCGAAUUGUCAACGCUGGCGUUCCAUGCACAGUCUCUGCCGGUAACGAUGGCGAUCAUGGCCUAUUCUACGCCAGCACGGCGGCCAACGGCAAAAAGGUCCUCGCUGUUGCUUCUGUUGAUAACCAGAACAUCCCAACCGUCUUUUCGCUCUCCAGCUACAAGAUUGACAACGGUGCUGACACAGAAUUCGGUUAUGUGCCUGCGUCCAAGGGAGCCGAAGGCUGGAAGGGCGUUACCAAGCCCGUCUAUGCUUUGACACUCGACACGACGAUUGCAGACGACGCAUGCUCUCCUCUCCCUGACAACACCCCUGACUUGUCAGAUUACAUUGUUCUUGUCCGCCGAGGUUCCUGCACCUUUGUCCAGAAGGCUCAAAACGUUGCUGCCAAGGGCGGCAAGUAUCUCCUCUACUAUAACACCAUUGCCGGCGCCCUGUCGGUCGAUGUCAGCUCUGUGCCUCAGAUUAUCGGCGCCGGUAUGGUCGAGGAUUCCACCGGAGCGACUUGGAUUGCCGCCAUCAAGGACGGAAAGACUGUCACUCUGUCAGUGGUUGCUCUGAAUGAAGCUACUAAACAGGUUCAGUUCGCUGACAACAAGGCGACUGGCGGCGCCCUCAGCACUUACACGAGCUGGGGCCCUACCUGGGAGAUGGACGUCAAGCCUCAGAUUAGCUCUCCGGGCGGCAACAUCUUGUCUACCUAUCCCGUUGCUCUUGGUGGUUAUGCAACCCUCUCCGGCACAUCAAUGGCCUGUCCACUGACUGCUGCUGCUGUUGCUUUGGUGGCUCAAGCCCGCUCCAGCUUUGACCCUGUCUUACUUGAGAAUCUCCUGGCUACUACUGCCAACCCCCAGCUGUUCAACGACGGCGCCAAGUUUUACGACUUCCUCGCUCCAGUUGCUCAACAAGGCGGUGGUCUCAUCCAGGCCUACGAUGCAGCCUUUGCGACCACUCUUCUCUCCCCAUCCAGCCUGUCGUUCAACGACACCGACCACUUCAUUUCAAAGCGACAAAUCACUCUGAAGAACACCGGCAAGAACAGAGUCACCUACAAGAUUGGCCAUGUUCCCACUGACACAUUCUACACUCUGGCGAACAGCAGCGGCUACGCAGCUCCCUUCCCCAACGACGCCGUUGCGUCUCACGCCUCCGUCAAGCUCAGCCAGCAGCAGGUGACUCUCCCUGCCGGAAGGUCAAUCACAAUCGAUGUCUCCCCUACACCUCCCCGAGGCGUGGAUGCCAAGCGCCUUGGCCUGUGGUCGGGCUACAUCACAGUAAACGGCACCGAUGGCUCGCAACUUUCCGUCCCAUACCAGGGCCUGACCGGCUCCCUACAGAAGCAGCAGGUUCUCUUCCCGGAGGAUUCGUGGAUUAGCAACUCCACCGACACAAACCUGAACCCUGUUGCCAACGGAACCGUAUUUACGAUUCCCGGCCCCGGCAAUGCUGGGCCCUCGGAUAUACUUCCCGCUCUCGUCGUCAGCCCAGCUCUUGGAACGCGGCUUGUUCGUGCUGAUCUCGUUCUCUUAUCAGCGCCUCCUCACGGCACCAAGAUCACGACUAAGAAGUUCUUUGAUACCACGUCCAUUGGCCAGCCCAGUGGAUCCCCUCUUCUGUGGCAGAGCCGAGGUCCCACUCCAAUCUCUUGGAGCGGCGAGCUGACUGAUAACAAGUUUGCGCCCCCUGGAACGUAUAAAGUCGUCUUUCAUGCGCUGCGCAUUUUCGGUAACGAGAAGAAGAAGGAGGACUGGUAUGUAAGCGAGUCCCCGGCAUUUACAAUCAAGUAUGCCUAG